UUCAUAAUUAAAUAUCAUUAAUAUAGAGGAAACUUUGCUUGAAAGAGUUUCUUGAAGUUUCUAACUGGAAUAAUUUUGCUUAUCUAUAUUGAUUCAUUUUAUCAGGAUGGAUAAAGAUAUCCUGUGGGCCACCAUGAUAGUGGACAGAAAAGCUGAGUUUGACCAACAACAGCAGAAAUGCAGAACGCGUGCACGGAAGCUGGGAAUUUUGAUUAUGGAUGACACUAAAGAUGGAAGAGAUCUGAGCAAUGAAUCACUAAAUCCGAAUUUUGCAAAUAUUCAGGUGGAGGAGCGGGUGAGGAAGACCUCGUCUGAUCUUAGGCAUGAGAUAGUGGAGCUAGGUGGUGCUGAAAAUAUUACUGAGCUCCGUUUGAGGAAAAAGAUGAAGAAUAAAGCAGCAAAAUUGAGUAACCUAACCAAUAUUCAUGUGGGUCCUCUGGAUUGUGAAAACUUCUUAAAGGCAGCCACAAAUGGAAACCUCAAAGUGGUGGAUAAAUUCUUAGAAGAUGGAGGAGACCCAAACACUGCUGAUGAGUUCAGAAAAUCAGGACUUCAUAGGGCUGCCUUUGAGGGUCACGUUAAAAUUGUGGAGAGAUUACUGGAUAAGGGAGCAAGCAUCGACUUCCAAGACCGGUUGGCAUGUACGGCUGUGCACUGGGCCUGCAGGGGUGGAAGUCUAGCUGCUCUUAAACUCUUGCAGAGCAGAGGAGCUGAUUUAAAUGUCAAAGAUAAACUUCUGAGCACGCCAUUACAUGUGGCUACCAGAACAGGCCACUGGGAAGUUGUGGAGCAUCUUGUGUCCAGUGGUGUCCGGAUUAAUGCCAAAGAUUGGGAAGGUGAUACUGCGUUGCAUGAUGCUGUGAGACUGAACCGAUACAAAAUAGUCAAGUCGCUAAUAUUGGCAGGAGCGGACAUGAAGAUUAAGAAUGCUGAGGGUGUUACAGCAACGGAGCAGGUGAAGAUGUGGCAGUGUGACACUAAGGAGAUGCUGGAGAAACUGGAGCAAAUGAAAUAG
Molecule: messenger RNA, 1015 nt
Organism: Ictalurus furcatus (blue catfish)
Lineage: Eukaryota; Metazoa; Chordata; Actinopteri; Siluriformes; Ictaluridae
Gene: ankrd2
Product: ankyrin repeat domain 2 (stretch responsive muscle)
Exons: 9
Coding region: 107-1015 (302 amino acids)
Biological process (GO): regulation of transcription by RNA polymerase II
Cellular component (GO): nucleus
Molecular function (GO): RNA polymerase II-specific DNA-binding transcription factor binding
Source: RefSeq, a predicted model, not a curated record